CGACACAACUUGCAAGGAACGCAACUAGAAGAGAUUCUCAAGAGAGGGACCCUCCCUCUUUUCCACUUUCUCUCUUUUCGCUCGCGGCGGUCCCUCUUCUCGUCUACCAAAUUAAUUACUAACCCCUUCCACGUCUCUCUCUCUCUCCCUCAUCACUUCUCAUCCCAUCCCCUCCUCCCCUCCCUCCUUUUGAAUCUCGUCCCCUCGUCGCGUGUCCCCGUCCGUCUACUUCUCCUGCCGACGCCGACACCCGCCGACCGUCGUCUUUUUCGUCCCUCCGUCUGCUUCCUCACCGGCGCGUCACCAACUUGACAUUGAAAUCGUUGUUGUGCAUCUCGCGACUUCGAGUACUCCCUUGGUUGGAGGACCCCCGGAAAGAGAAGCCUGGAGAAGACCGGCAAAGCUGCGUGAGAAAACAAGGAAAGAAACACCUUUGUCUGAAGACUUAACAAUCUCUUGUACCUGAGGGUUUCUUUCUUCUUUCUCACCGUGCUGGACUAGGACUUUUGGGCUUUUCUGCCUGCUUUUUUUUAUUUUAUUCUUCCUCUUUUACCACCUAAUUUACCACCUUUUCUUCUUUCUGGCAUUCGCUUUUACUCCCACCUUCCCUACACCAGCAUAACGUUGUUGCAGGUAUCAUACCUGUAACUCAGCCAACCUCAUUCCCUCACUACGACGUACCUUUUUUGUUGUUUACUCUUGAUAUUUUUUUCUUCUUGCGUCUCCAUCAUUAUUCAAUUCGCGCCCGACUCUGCUGGCGCCCGUGAGUGCGUCUCCGCCACCACGGCCGCUAUCUCGGCUUCGGACUACCAACAUCAAAUUGCCUUCCCGACCGAUCGGCUCGCGACCUUUGCGAAUACUACACCAGCAGCAGCUUGGAGCUAACGUAAAGCUAGAGAGGGGUUACCCCAAAGGUUGCUCUUACUCACUGUACACCGCUGCCGCGCGCCGUUUCGUAUCACGCAGCGCCCGCCCGUAAGCGACUGCAGAAUAUCCUCAUCCAAGACCUCUGGUCUCCCCGAACACGCCAGCUCAUUUGCUUUUUCGCCCCCUGGCAUAGUUCGCCCGCGCGCCGAGACUCCCGGGAAACGGCAGACCUUUCCCUCCCUAGUAAUAUCAUUGUCUUAUUACCCGCCGUUUAUUCCUCAUUGUCUCUCACCCGAUCGACACCGACACCGACCAUCAUCCGAUCCCGGAGCUUGUUGCAUUUUCCAAGCACCGACCCUUUUAAGGUUCCAUCGUCCGGAUCUUCUUCAGCUCACCCAACAACACCGCAGCAAGCCAAGCAGCAACUCAACUUAGGCCCGAAAACAAGGCGCAGGCGCAACUAGCUCGUCAUCCCACCGCCGCCCCCGUCCCAACCUUUUCCCGGCCUCAUCCCUCGAGUGUACACUACCUGGGCAAGGUAGUGCAAGGUAGCCACCCAGGCCCAAACAACAAAGCCGACAGGCACUGCCUGGUCUCUGCGCUUCUGCUGGUCGCGUAAACCUCGACCCGGCCCAUUUUUCUUCUCCUUGUAGGGACAGCCGCACCGAUCACUGCAUCCGUCGUCCUGCACCUGCUCCUGCGCCUGUGCCUGCGCCUGCAGACCGGGAAGGAACCACUGGGGACCGCAUUCCAGUCAACAACACACCUCUCGCCUUUCGCUGUGGAGGGGAAACAAACAACAAAGUCAACAAAAAACAUCACACAACCACCACUACCACCACCCCCGUUCCCUCUUUUCCGCCUUCUUCUUCCCUCUUUCGACACCUUUCCGACCAACUCGACGACGACGACGACAACCUCCUCAAUUCCCAUCUCUCCGUUCUUCUUUUUUCUUCUCUUCCCGUUCUUCUCCCCUUCGCUUUUCUCUCACACCUUCUGCAGACGGGCAGCCGGCUCUGCACGCCCCACGCCUAAGACAUACCUUCCGGUGGCUUCCAGCAGUACCUACUUAGCUGUUCGACUCGACCAACAAUCACGACCACAGUCUGUCGACUAAUUCCGCAUCAGCGACCGACACCCAUCACACGACGCACCGCGGAUACUCGCACUGGAUGUCGCCAUAACGUAUCUGACGGCGGCAUCCCCCAUUCUUCCCCAUCAACAUGGCUACCUCACUCGCCGUCGACAAGCCCCAUUUGCUGCCCGCUUCUGCGGAUGCGACCGACCCCUUCGUCUCGCCGCCUGGCCCCGCCCACCAACGCUACUCUAGCUUCGACAACCAAUCUUUCGCACUCGGCGCUGGUUCAUCACCAGGCCAGGCCAAGCGCGCAUUGCAGGCACAUAUCGCCGACACCGAACGACGCCUCGACGAAGCCGGAAAGCUGGGAACUGCCCUUGUGCAGCAGCGCAAGGAGCUCGCAGAGCGAUUGAAGGAGGUAGAAGAGCAUGAAGCAGAAGGGGAACUAGCACCCGAACUGCGCGCCAAACUCGCCGAUAUCGAGAAGGAGUACCAAGAUGUUGCCCGAGAGACCGCCAGGGCCUUCUUGCCCAAGCAGAGAGUCCCCAGCAAUGAAGCUGCAGGGGGCUCACCCUACGUGCCCGACGGAAGGAUAGGAAGACGCUCCGUCAGCCCCUCAAAGUUCGAGAAGCUCGAGGUUCAGGCCACUGGAUCGCCUUCCAAGCUCAAUAUCCCGAACCGCAAAGUGAGAAACCAGCCUGCCAACCGCAUUCAUGACAUUGAGUUCGCUGCCGAAAUCAGCACUUCUCUCAUCGCCCAGGUCCGCAACCUUCAAUCACUCCUCUCCGAGAAGGACGAGGAAUUGCGCGACAUCAAGGUCGACAAGUCCAGGCUGGAAAUCGAGAACGAGAACUUCCAGCAGCGUGUGAAAACCCUGGACGAGAGCGAAAACAGAUACAAGGAUGAGAACUGGAAUCUCGAGACCCAGGUUCAUGACUUGAUUGCUGCGCAGAAGGAUGCCGCAGACCGAGAGAAGAAGCUGUCGCAGAGCCUGAACGUCCUCCAGGCCGAGAAGAACUCGGCGCAGAAGGAGCUUGACGAAGCUAAGGUCUCGCUUGCUAAGCUCGCCGAGGAGCAUGAGCGUGCAGUGAAGCAUCUUGACCUGGACUUGACCACUUCUAAACGAAAUGCCGCCUCGGCCGAAACCGAGAGGAAUGCUUUGCGGCGCAAGGUUGACGACCUGAUGAGCCAAAACACGGAGCUCGCCAAGGCCAUUUCGGUCCAGCGCGGCCGUUUGUCUGAUCGCGACUUUGUCCGCGGUGUUAGCGACGAGGACCUUGAGGCUGCGACUGACGGUUUCACCCCCGAGCACUCUCCCCCGCCCUCGCCCAUCAAAGGCACUCCUCGUCAUGCCAUGCUAGAAUCCGAGACGCUCAAGAGCUCCCUACUGCACGCCCAGCGAACGAUCCAGAGCCAAAAGACCGUUAUCCACCGCGAGAAGACCGAGAAGCUCGAGCUUAAGCGACUGCUCCAGGACACGCGCGAUGAACUGGAGAAGCUGCGUACCGAUGCUGCGCCUGUUCCUGCCCGUCGCAACCGCAAGGUGGAGUCGAGGGAGUUCAAGAAGCCCUCCCGCGGCCUGCUUGGUGGUCACCGAAGCAGCAGAAACGAGGUUUACCAGGACGACCCGGACUGGGAAGAGGCAACGGAAAUUGGUAGCCCCAGGACUUCCCCCACCGUUCGCUCGAACUCGACCAUCCGCAGACCGAACAGCCGACCUGGCAGCUCCUACAGACCUCAAUUCACCGACGUCAGCGAUCAUUUUGAGACGGCCAACGAGACCAGCGAUGCUGCCUUUGAGACGGCCAAUGAGCGUGGAACGGAGACAGAGGACUUCCAGACCGGCAUCGAGGACUUCUCCGGCGACGACACCGAGACUGAGACCGAAAGCCCGUCCAAGGGUCGCGAGCUGCGGCCUCAGGUCCUUGCCAUGACCGGCGGCCGCAAUUCAUACGACAGCACUGCUUCAACCUCGGCCGACGAAGAGGAAGAAUACGUCGAGUACAGGACGCCGACAUCUCAACACUCGCACCAACGCAUGCGCGUCAAGAUGUCGCGAGGAAUCAUGAACCGCCGGUCGAGACAGCUGAGCGAGGACCCGAGCUUCCAGGGUAGCCCUGCCAGUGCCGCCACGGGUAGCGCUGUAGGAACACCACAACCCGGCGGCCAGAGCUUGUUUGCAGAGCUUGCCGACCUCGAGACCAGCGACGCUGAGUCUGUCGAGGGAACCCCCAACCGCUCAAGAUCCGCCACUGGUGACUCUACGGAUAUGACCGCAGCCUCUGCAUCUUCUGUCCCCGCAUUGUGCCAUGACAUGGCUGACAGCGGAAGCAUGACAGACCCCGUGAAGAGGGCCGCAGCUUCCAAGCCCACGAUGGUCGACAGUGGUAUGAUGACGGAGCCCAUGACCGAAUCGCCUCCCCUCUCGCCGGCCAGUGUGGCUCAUGAAGAAAGGAGCGUGUCGAUGGGAUCCAUGCUGGCCGCCCAGCAACUCUCACGCCAAUUGUCGUCUGACGAAGCCACCGGAAUCCGUUCCCGUCCACUGUCGACACUUUCUUACAGCGACGCGGGCGCUCAGUACGACGUGGACAUGGAUGCGAAGCUGGCACAGUUCCCGAUGCCACCAUUCACCCCUAAUCACUACAUCCUGCCGCCGUCGCCUGAGCUCACCCUGUCCUCGAUCGAUGCUCAGGAUAUAGAGCCCGUCAUCGAGCCCGAAACGCCUCUCCCCCCACCGCCAGAGCUCACCUUGACAUCUUUGGUCUCUGAGGCUGUCGAGCCGAAGGCGGAGCCCGAAAUUGUGCCGCCAACACCCGUCCUGGCUUUCACGCCUCUUGUCUCGGAGAAUGUCGAGCCAAAGGCCGAGCCCGAGGUGCCGCCUCCGACGUUGAGCAUUUCAACAUACUUGUCAGAGACGAUCGAGCCGCUGGCCGAGCCAGAGGUGCCACCUCCCAUCCUCACCCUGUCGGCCCUUCAUGCCCACAACCUUGAGCCCGUGGCCGUGCCCGAGACGCCCCUGCCGACGCUCACCUUGUCGGCCUUGCACUCUCGCGACCUUGAGCCUGUGGCCGAGCCUGCAAUGCCGCCUCUGACCCUUGGUCUCUCUGCCCUGCACGCUCACAACCUCGAGCCCGUGGCUGAGCCCGAGACACCUCCGCCGACGCUCACAUUGUCGACGUUGCACUCGCACAAUCUUGAGCCGGUUGUUGAGCCUGAGACCGUGCCCCUGGUGCCCGAUCUUACUUUGUCAGCUUUGGUGUCUGAAAAUAUUGAGCCCAAGGAAGACCCCGAAGAGUCUCAAGCUCUUGCAGUUGUGCCUGCUCCUAUCCCGGUGGCAGCGCCCGUGCCGGCGCCGACUCUUACCCUAUCCUGGAUCGCGUCUGAGAACGUGGAGCCGAGAGAGGAGGCAGAGGUUCCUGUCAUUGCACCCGUCCUCAGCCUUUCAGCGAUCGCUACGGAACACGUCGAACCUGUGGCCGAGCCAGAGGUUGUCACCCCUGCCGCGCCUGUCCUCAGUCUCUCAGCGCUUCACUCUCACAACCUCGAGCCAAGAGCCGAACCAGAGAUACUCCCUCCUGCCCUCAGCCUGUCGUCCAUCGUGGCGGAGGGUGUUGAGCCCAAGGCCGAGCCUGAGAUCAUUCCGGAGGUGCCAACCCUUUCAUUCUCGCUGAUUGCUGCCGAGAACAUUGAGCCGAAGGCCGAGCCCGAAGUGGUUGUUCCGUUACCUGUCCUCAGCCUUACGCCAAUCUCCUCUGAGGAUAUUGAACCCAAGGCUGAGCCAGCGCCGGUCCUUACCGUGUCUUCGAUCUCGUUCGCAGACAUUGAGCCUCUCGCGGAGCCGGAUGUACAGGCGCAGGCGCCCCCCGCCCUCAGCCUCUCCUCUAUCUCGUCCGAGGACAUUGAGCCCAAGGCAGAGCCUGAGACACCCGAACCUACUCCUGCAGUUCUUGCGUACUCCGACAUCCACUCUGAGCAUGUGGAGCCUCGUGCUGUCCCUCUCCCCGCUUUGGACUUCUCGGCCGUCCUUUCUCAGCACGUAGAGCCCGUUGUUGCGCCGGAACCCGUGGCACCCAAGCACAACUUUGCUUUCUCUACCAUCGAAUCGAUUGAGACGCAACCCAUCUCGCCUAGAAGCCCGAAGCGGGACGCCUUCAUCCUCCCACGCGACAUGGAGUCUCGUUUUGAUGAGAAGGAUACACCAAGGACGCCGCCCAAGAAUGCACUGAUGAACUCUGCUCUUGGUCGGGGAAAGAACAAGACCGCCGACAGCCCCGUCAUCGCGGAAGACGAUACCAGGCAAUCGCCCAGUGAGAACAGGCUGUCCGAGACUCCCGAGUCCCAGCGGCCGUUCAAGGAGUUAUCAACCAACACCAAUGGCAACGGUAGAACGGCGCGCAAGCCAACGGGUACCAUGUCCGACUCUGGAGCUCAGACUUCUCUGACUGCUGAAGCUAUCGACGAAAUGCUGCUCGCAAAGACCAAGGCCACCUCCGACAAGUCACUGUCGAGCUUCGGAACCCCGAGCACCCCGGGCACCGUUCGCAUCCGCCGCCCGUCUCACGACAGUCUCAGUAGCUUCUCCACUGAGAACAAGAUGGACGCGGCGUUCAAGCGACCUGGAAGUGCCAACAGCAACCUUGCGCCCGCCCAGCCGCUGCCUCCUCUGCCCUCCAACCACAAGGAGGCCAUCGAAGCUGCGAGAAGUGGGUCUUCCCACGGCAGCGCGGUCAUGGGUCCUCCCUUGUGGCCCGCCUCGGCGAUGAGGAGCCAGCGGCCCCAGACUCCCAACGACGCGAGGCCGCAGUCGCCUCUGUCCAUUUCUACGUCGACAAAGGCUACGCCCACUGUUCGUGUUUCCCGAGCUGGUGCACCUCACACCACUGUCGAGGUCCACUCACCGACUAAGCUGUCGACUAUGAGCAGACACUCCUCGGUGUCUUCGUUCGUCUCUGAGAUCGACCAUCGGUUCAACCCCCAGGCUGAGCUGGCUGCGGCGACCGGCUUCGGCCCUAACACCGACCCUCGCAUGAUCCAGGCCAUCACGCAGACCAUGAUCGGAGAAUAUCUGUGGAAGUACACUCGCAAGGCAGGCCGAGGAGAGAUCUCCGAUUACCGACACAGACGCUACUUCUGGGUCCACCCCUACACUCGAACUCUGUACUGGAGCGAUCGUGAUCCAGCGACGGCCGGCCGGUCUGAACUUCGCGGCAAGAGUGUGCCCAUCGAGGCCGUACGUGUGGUAACCGACGACAACCCGAUGCCGCCCGGCCUCCACCGCAAGAGCUUGAUCGUCAUCUCGCCCGGCAGAACCAUCAAAUUUACUUGCACGACUGGCCAGCGCCACGAGACAUGGUUCAACGCCUUGUCGUACCUCUUACUUCGCACGGCCGACGAGGGUCAGUCAGAUGUCGAAGAGAUGGCCGGACACAUUACACAGGCCGAUGUGGACGAGUUCAACCCUCAGUUUGGCCGCCGUACCAACUCGACGGCUCGUCAGAGACCGCCGCCAUCCCUGUCGUCCUACAACUCGCGGACCACCCGUAAUCAGUCUCCGGCAAUCGACAUGUCGAUGAACAUGCCCACGCUGACUCCGAACAACCACCACGCUCAGGCCCAGAGACCUGCUAUUGGCACGCUGGGUAGGAUUAGUGGCUACUUUGGCACCUUUUCGAGUCUCAGAAGCCGUUCCGCGGCUACCGCGAGCCCUAGCAUUUACGAAGCAAGCGAGGUGCACGACAGCGCUGAAGACCUCCGGGAGAUAAUCGAGAGACAAGACCGGGACGCCGACCGACUCGAAAACGUGCGCGCUUGCUGCGAUGGCAAGCACGAUGUCGGUACCCUUCACCACUCUAAGCGAGGUCGGCCCGCUGGAUCCCAUUCCCACUCUCACUCCAACUCUUACUCUGGGCCUUCCACGGCCACGCCGUUGAGCACGAUGAAGGCGCGAGCAUAAGCUGCCGUUUAAUAUGGAUGCCCAACGACAUCUACUGGUGGCUGUUGACCAGUCUGAAAAGUAGUAUAAACCAUUGAAGUACUUGCAAUCCACUCGCUACACCAAAAUUGGCCUCAUGGGAAAGCCAAACCCUCCCCUCAUGAUCAAUUCGCUCUCACGCAACGGAUCACGACGUCUAUGACAACCAUCUCUUUGUCGUCUUUGCCUAGGAUGCCCUGCGUCGCGAGAACCCAGGCCCCUUUUCUUUCCGUUUCGGACCUAAUCUCAAUCACGACUGCAUCUAGGACCCUUGCGUCCUCACGACCCAGAAAAAAAACUCAUUUCUCUACGCGUCUUGCUUGUCUCGACCACAACCACUACGCACCGACCAACUGCUUACUUGUCAGACAUUACCUGGAUGCUUGCUAAGCAUGCUUUUUGCGCCGCUUUUUUGUUUUUGUUUUGAUACCGGGAGCAACCAGUCAUCGUAUGCUCGGGGUUGAUAAUUAGCAAGACUAUUGUUUGCAAGACUUGCACCAUGGCCGCGGCAAUAGAAUUUAUACAGGACAGGGAACGGGGAGGAACGCUAGGAAGAAAACACAGCGAUGUACCCAGUUGCGAUAUGCGAUUGGAGUCAAGUUUUGUCUUCUCCCUCUGCGGGUGUCUUCUAAUAUUGCCCGGCUCUACGAAGUGGAUAUUUCUGUUGGCAGAACAGACCACACACCAAAAACAGCCUGCUUUUUCUAUGUACUCUCUUUUCAACUACCCUCUUUUCUUUAUGUUCGUACCAUCAGAGCAAACGGACCCUCUCGACUCUUCUCUCUCCUACCCACGGAAUUGGGGAAGGCAGAGGGACGGAUUUGGAAGGUUUAUCGGAUUACUUUGGGGAGUUGGGACACUCUGUAGAUGUAAUGCAUAGUUGCCUCUCUGCCCUGAC
Messenger RNA from Colletotrichum destructivum, 8814 nucleotides. RefSeq names its product Putative pleckstrin domain-containing protein. Gene Ontology annotation, cellular component: cell cortex; mitochondrion. NCBI's taxonomy places the organism in Eukaryota, Fungi, Ascomycota, Sordariomycetes, Glomerellales, Glomerellaceae. Gene Ontology annotation, molecular function: tubulin binding; phospholipid binding. The transcript has 4 exons. The record is from RefSeq and is a predicted model, not a curated record. The coding region runs from base 2091 to 7898 and encodes 1935 amino acids. Gene Ontology annotation, biological process: microtubule cytoskeleton organization; maintenance of protein location in cell cortex.